AUGGCCGAGUCAUUGAGUAUUGGUAACGAGCUGAAAGAUGCUUAUAAACCCACAGAUAAAUGGGUGAAGGCGGGGCUUACUUGGCUCACGGAUCUGGACUGGUUCUACAAGGAGCGCGCUGCCAUAGAGAGGGAGUAUGCCACCAAAUUGAAGACUUUGAGCGCGGAGGCAUUCAAGAAAAAGGCCAAAGUCUCGACUGCAGUGUCUGUUGGUGAAAACCCGGUGGUAACCCCCGGUUCAUUGGAGAGUGCUAGUUUGGUGGCUUGGACAGAGAUCCUGGGACAGACCGAGAACAUAGCCAAGGAAAGAGACGCUUUUGCCAGCAGUCUUGAGCGUAGAGUCGCGUCCCAGAUCAGUGAAAUGGCCUCCAGAUAUGACGGAAUUCGUCAACGGUGGAAGGGGGUGAACGAAGAUCUGGUGAAAGCCAGAGACUCGUAUUACGAUGAGGUGACCAAGGCCAAAAAGGAUUACGACGCCUCUUGUCAGGCAAUGGAGAGCCAAAGAUCCAAGACCGAGAGAUCAGAAAAUGAUAGAUCCAAACACAAGUCGGAAAAGAGGGAGUUUGAAAUGAACGCCGCCAAGAAUGCCUACCUGAUUAAGAUCAACGUAGCCAACAGGUUGAAGGAUAAGUACUUCUACCAGGACUUGCCUGAGGUGCUCGAUGGUCUGCAAACUUUGAACGAGGCCAAGGUUGCCAAAUUGAACUCAAUCUGGUUGACUGCGUCUGCUCUGGAGAGGUCAACGAACGAGAAACUCAUCAAAAUGAACGAUGCCAUGGACGAAGUUAUUCGCCAAAACGUGCCCACGCUUGACACCUCCAUGUUUAUUAAACACAACAUGACUGACUGGAGCGAGCCAGCUGACUUCUACUACAUUCCAUCUAGCAUUUGGCACGACGACGAGACCAUAAUAACGUCUCCUGCUGAAUUGGAGGUCUUGAAGAAACAGCUCUCCAAAUCCUCGCAAACAUAUAGUAACAUGCAGCACGCUUGUGAAGAGGAGAAGAAUACUCUUGGGGAAUUGAUCCAGGCUCGUAACAAGGCUUUUGGAAAUUCUAUCACAGAGGUGAAGCUGAGAACUAAAGAGGAGAUGUUCAAAUACGACGACCUGAUGGUGAAAUCGCUUGUUGCGAUGUCGAAAUUCUCUUUGGACGAUUCCAAACGGGUAGUGGCAGAAGUUGAGGUUGAAACCAUUCAGUCUGCUGCUGAGGGUAAGGAUCUCACGUUGACGCAGCCCAUAGAAACCAAGAAACGUGGAGUCUUUGGUGGUUUGUUCAAGGGAAAGCAUAGAAACGAAACCUCGGCUCCUGUCGAGCAGUAUGACGAUGAGGUGCACAGCCUCACGAGCUCGAUGAGUCGUGUGACCACAUCCACCGGAAAAGGAAGCAGACUGUUUGGUGCAUUGAGAGGAAGAGCAGAGUCUGUGAUGACAACUUCCUCGGCGGCAUCUGCAUCAACCGGCUCAGGCAAAGCACUUUACGCUUACCAAGCUGGCGGUGAAGAUGAAGUCUCGCUGAUCGCAGGGGAAGCCCUGGAAGUGAUUGAUCUUGAUGACGGGUCUGGCUGGACCAAAGUCAGAUCUGCAGCAGGCGAAGGACUGGUCCCCACGUCGUAUCUCUCCAUAGUGCCAGCGGCUUCGACGAACGGAGGCAAAAAACAGGGUCCCAAAGUUGCGCCAAGAAAAGGCGCCAAACGAGUGCAGUAUAUGGAGAUCUUGUACGACUAUGAACCUCAGGGCGACGACGAACUUGGUGUGGGUGUGGGUGACAAAGUUUUGGUGGUGACCGAAGACGAUGGCUCGGGGUGGACCGAGGGCGAGAUCGAGGGCAUAAGAGGUGUUUUCCCCACGUCCUACGGUAAAAUUGUGUAA
Messenger RNA from Kuraishia capsulata CBS 1993, 1869 nucleotides. RefSeq lists its product as uncharacterized. The transcript has a single exon. Gene Ontology annotation, molecular function: protein binding. The record is from RefSeq and is a predicted model, not a curated record. Gene Ontology annotation, biological process: regulation of actin filament polymerization. Lineage: Eukaryota; Fungi; Ascomycota; Pichiomycetes; Pichiales; Pichiaceae. The coding region runs from base 1 to 1869 and encodes 622 amino acids.